Messenger RNA from Cylicostephanus goldi, 336 nucleotides. NCBI's taxonomy places the organism in Eukaryota, Metazoa, Nematoda, Chromadorea, Rhabditida, Strongylidae. The record is from the annotation of a GenBank genome assembly.
GACGGCUUCGUAUCCUACAAAGAAGGAGUAGAUUAUGCUGAGAAUGUGCUGAAAGUUCAUGCAGACGAGAACUGGGAACGUCUUUUCCGCGAAAAAGACUUCGAUAGCGAUGGUAGGCUGAGCAAGAAGGACCAUCAGAGGACCCUGAUCAUCAUUUUCAAUGUUAUUCAUAGUCAGCCGAAAAACCUCGAUUGCACUUUCUCAGAUCCCAACAAGUUCAAGAGUCUUAUGACGUCAUGGUAUCGAGGAGACUAUAAUCUUCAGUACAACGACUACGCAGUGACUUCACCAGAUCCAUUGGAAACAAAAGAGGAUCCUUCUGAUAAAAAAUUGUAG